Molecule: messenger RNA, 1233 nt
Organism: Hepatospora eriocheir
Lineage: Eukaryota; Fungi; Microsporidia; Hepatosporidae
Source: the annotation of a GenBank genome assembly
AUGAAUUUUUCAAAAAUCUUCUUUAAAGUGAAUUUUAGCUUUGGUUGUACCUUAGUAAGUGAUAAUAAUACUAUAUCUAACAUAAUUUUAGAAGAAAAUGAUGAAAUUAAUCAAUCAGUUAAUAAAUAUAUUCAAUUAAAGAAUUUCUUGAUGAAGAAUAUACCUUUGGUUAUAAGAUUACUUGAAUCUAAAUACAGUUGUGUAUCUAUGGAUGAAAUUAAUUCAAUAUUAAACCAAUUAAAUAUUAAUUUUAAGGAAGAACAAUUAAAUAGUGAAGAAUAUUUGGAUAAAUACGAUUGUAUUGGUUAUUUUAAUAGAUAUAUUAACGGGCUUGUGGAUGAUUUAAUAUUAUUUGGCAAAUUGAUAAUAAUAAAAGUUAAAAAUAGUGAUCAAGUUAAAUAUGAUAUUUCAGACUGUUCAUCUUGUGAUCCUAUAAAUUGUAUUUAUAAAUUUUUAGAUUCGUUAAAGAAAAAUCAAAAGGAUAUUAGACUUUCUAAUGAUGAAUCUCUAUUAGAAAUUUAUAUGGAUUUUUUGUCAAUGUGUAUUUUUAUAGAUAAGGUAAUUUGUCAGUAUAAAUCAUAUAGAUUUCUUAUUAUUCCAAUAAUAGAAGUUAAAAAGAAGAUGUUAAGCUCAUAUGCUUUUAAUAGUAAAAAUGUACUACACCCGUUUAAAUUUGAUAAAAUAUACUCACCUGAGAUAAAAGAAUCUUUAUUUGAAAAAGUUUUAUAUUAUAUUUCUCAAGUUGAUACUGAAAUAAUUAAUAUUGAAAAUGAUGAAGAAAUUAAAAAUUUUUUAAAAGAGUUUUCGAAAUACAUUGUAGAGAUAAUUAUUUUAAUUGAAAAGUAUAAUUAUUCUUAUAACUACAGUUUAACUCGUUUUAAAAUCAACUCUUGUAUUUUUAAAUAUUUUGAUAAUAAUAAUGAUGAUUUAAGAAAUGAAAUUCAACAACUAAAUAUAAAGUUAUUAGAUUUUCUUUUUAUAGAAAGUGAAAAUUAUAAUACAAAAUUAAGUUUUUAUAUAAGAAUGAUUAAUUUUAAAUUUUUGAAAUUCUGUAUACCUUUCUCUUAUCUUGAAAAUAAUGAUAGUAUUUUACUAAAUUGUGAAGACAUAAAAAACUACAAAGAUAUUUGCGAAGAUGAUGUAAUAUUUAUUUCUGAUAAAAUUUUGUGUGAAUAUCAAAUGAUUUUACUUAUUUUAAUCAACCCAUCAUUAACAAGAUGUUUAGUUGGUUAA